This is a messenger RNA of Adineta ricciae, 1644 nucleotides long. The record is from the annotation of a GenBank genome assembly. NCBI's taxonomy places the organism in Eukaryota, Metazoa, Rotifera, Eurotatoria, Adinetida, Adinetidae.
AUGGAGAAGAUGACUUUGGAAGAAUUGUUUGAGAAAGUUUCGAUGAAACUGCGUGAACCUAUUUCCAAUGUUCAGUCACUCUUCGAAUGGAAAACACAAAUGUUGACAUAUAUCAACACUAUCGCUGAUCUCAAAUGUCCUAUUUCAUCCUCAACAGUUCAGAAGAAUUCUUCUCUUGAUCCUUCUGAUUGGCCAUCUGCACGCAAAACAGCUCACGAAGUUCUUGAUUCAUCACUGGAUUACAUUGAAUCGAUACGAGAUCGACCUGCAUUUAUACCAAUUCCAGAUGAUGUGUGGACUGUACUCAACGAUGAUCCACUUCCAAAACGAGGCCAAUCAUUGGAACAAGUAUGUCGCGAUACAUUCACUUAUGUGGUCCCUUAUACAUUUGGUAAUGCACAUCCUCGUUUCUUGGGAUGGGUCGGUGGUGAAGGAACAUUAGGUGGCGCAUUAGCAGAUAUGAUAGCAGCAACGAUUAAUAUGAGUUGUGGUGGUUUUUGUCACAGUGGUUCACUUAUUGAACGUACAGUGAUCAAUUGGAUACGACAGAUGUUUGGUUUUCCAGAGGCUAAGAAUGCUGGUUUGAUCGUUAGUGGAACAUCAAUGGCAACAUUAAUAAGUAUAGCAACGGCUCGACGAAAGGCUCUAGGAAAUAUUCGACAAGAUGGACAUGUCAAUGGUCCACAACUAGUUGGCUAUGCAUCAACAGAAACACAUGGAUGUCUGGUCAAAGCAUUUGAACUGCUUGGACUUGGAUCAAAAGCAUUGCAUUUGAUAGCAGUUGAUGAUGACUUUCGUAUGAAAAUCGAUGAAUUGAAAGUAGCCAUGCAAGAAGAUCGUGAGAAAGGUCUUGUUCCCUUUUGUAUUGUUGGUAAUGCAGGGACAGUGAAUACAGCUGCAUUUGACAAUCUGGUUGAGUUAUCUGUCAUCUGUCGUGCUAAAAAUAUUUGGUUUCAUGUUGAUGGAGCAUUUGGUAGUUUAGUUAUUCUUGAUCGUGAACGUCGUCAUCUCGUCAAGGGAAUCGAACGAGCUGAUUCACUUGCCUUCGAUCUUCACAAAUGGUUACAUUGCCCAUAUGAUGCAGGUUGUGUCCUCAUUCGAGAAAGCUCUCAUCUUCAAUCGACAUUCGCCGUUCAUCAAACUUAUUUGACAAAGACGAUCCGAGAUUUUGCGCCUGAUGAUCUGUGGUUUUGUGACCUAGGUCCUGAGUUGUCUCGUUCAUUUCGUGCAUUGAAAGUGUGGUUCACAUUUAAAGAACAUGGUAUUGAGAAACUUGGACAGAAGAUCGCAGACAAUUGUGAACAAGCACAAUACUUUGCUCGAUUACUUGAGAAACAUGCAGAUAUCAUUCAUGUUCUUCGUCCUAUCACAUUGAACAUUGUUAAUUUUCGAGUUAUACCAAAAGAACUGGAUGGAGAUGAUCAUGAAGUCAUUGAUCAGUUCAAUGCUGAUCUAACACAAGAUGUGCAAAUGUCAGGUGUGGCUAUUCCAUCAACGAGUCGUAUUGGAAAUCGUCUCCACAUUCGUAUUUGUGUUGUCAGUCAUCGAUGUGUUUAUGAAGAUUUUGAUUCAUUGGCCGAAAGUCUUCUCAAGCUAACUCAACAACGAAUUGCCAAAAUGAAAGAAGCAAAAAAUUCGAAAUAA